GAGAUGUUAUCAUCUGCCAUGGCCAAACUCUUGCAGUUCGUCUUCCUCAUUUGUGCUUCUCUUUCUGCCUGUGCUAUUUCGAAACAGACCACGGAGCCUUAUGUCGUCUACAUGGGGAGCAAACCACAAGAUGGAGACCAUGAAACUCAACAAGCAGCUCACUUGCAAAUGUUGUCUUCAGUUAUUCCGAGUGAGGAGAAAGAAAGAUUGUCCCUGAUGCAAAGCUACCAUCAUGCAUUCAAGGGGUUCUCAGCUAUGCUUACCGAAAAGGAAGCCGCUUUAUUAUCUGGUUGGUGUUUUCAUCUUCCAGCUCAAUUGAAUCGACUUUUAAUCAUUUCCUCGUUCACAAACUUCAAUUCAUUGGAUCAGAUGCAAGUUAACAAUCUCAGUCUUGAUUGCUAUCUCUCUAUUCUGAUCGAGUGUUUUGGAUGCUUCACAUCAGGCUUUGAUGAAGUGGUGUCAGUUUUCCCUGACGGGAUUCUUCAACUUCAUACUACGCAUUCUUGGGAUUUCUUGGACGCAGAAUCAGGCAUUGGAUCGCAGCGACUCCGGCGAAAAGCUUCCAGUGAUGUUAUAAUUGGCAUCAUUGAUACUGGUGUAUGGCCAGAAUCACCUAGUUUCAAUGAUGCUGGGAUGGGGAGGAUCCCAUCAAGAUGGAAAGGGAUUUGCAUGGAAGGAUCUGACUUCAAAAAAUCUAACUGUAAUAGGAAGCUGAUAGGUGCAAGAUACUACACCAGCCAACCAGAAUCGAUCCAACCUCCAUCAAAUGGAUCCCAUGCCAUCAAAGUAGAUGCUUUUGGAUCACCAAGGGAUUCUGUAGGCCAUGGCACACACACAUCAUCUACAGCUGCUGGCUCCAUCGUGCCAAAUGCUAGCUACUAUGGCCUUGCACAGGGGGUGGCCAAGGGAGGUUCUCCUUCAAGUAGGCUCGCUGUGUACAAGGCAUGCUCACUUGGUGGAUGUGCCGGCUCAACUGUAAUGAAAGCAAUCGAUGAUGCUAUUGAUGAUGGCGUCGACAUGAUCUCAAUAUCAAUAGGAAUGAGCUCUGUGUUCCAGUCAGAUUUUCUUAGCGACCCCAUAGCUAUUGGUGCAUUCCAUGCUCACCAGAGAGGCGUGUUGGUCAUCUGUUCGGGUGGAAAUGAUGGACCAGAUCCUUACACUGUGGUCAAUUCAGCUCCAUGGAUCCUAACAGUUGCAGCUUCAAGCAUUGAUAGGAAUUUCCAAUCAACAAUAGUUCUUGGUAAUGGAAAUAUGUUCAAGGGAACAGCCAUAAAUUUCUCCAAUCUUAAUCGAUCUGAAUCAUAUCCCCUUGUAUUCGGUGGAGCCGUAGCAGCAGAAUCUACACCGAUAUCAGAAGCAAGCAAUUGCUAUCCUGGAUCGCUUGAUGCUGAUAAAGCUGCUGGGAAGAUAAUAGUGUGUGUCGACACUGAUCCAACAGUAACAAGACGAAUAAAGAAGUUGGUGGCUGAAGGAGCUAGAGCUAAAGGCCUGAUCCUAGUUGAUGAGGCAGAAAGAGGUGUGCCAUUUGAUUCUGGCAGUUUCCCAUUCUCAGAGGUUGAAAAUGAUGUGGGAGUUCAGAUACUUAAGUACAUAAACUCUACCAAAAAGCCUUCAGCAGUCAUUCUACCAGCUGAGGAAGUAAAAGUGUUCAAACCAGCACCAGUUGUGGCGUACUUCUCAGCCAGGGGCCCUGGAGGACUCACUGAAGCCAUUCUUAAGCCUGAUGUGAUGGCUCCAGGUGUCAGCAUUAUUGCAGCAUCAAUUCCUUCAUCUGACAGUGGAGAUGUUCUGGUAGGGAAGAAACCAUCAAACUUUGCCAUCAGAUCAGGGACCUCCAUGGCUUGCCCUCAUGUUGCUGGUGCAGGUGCCUUUGUGAAAUCAGCUCAUCCAAGGUGGUCUCCUUCAAUGAUAAGAUCAGCACUCAUGACAACAGCUAUCAUAACCAACAACCUUGGGAAGCCCCUCACAAGCAACUCUGGGGCCAUUGCAAGCUUCCAUGACAUGGGAGCAGGGGAAAUAAGUCCACUCAGAGCCUUAAGUCCAGGCUUAGUUUUUGAGACCACCACAGAGGACUACCUGCACUUCCUCUGCUACUAUGGCUACAAAAACCAAGCCAUAAGAUCCAUCUCUGGGACCAGCUUCAGCUGUCCACCCAACGCCUCACCAGAUCUCAUAUCCAACCUCAACUACCCCUCCACCUCCAUUGCCAAGCUAGGAGGCAAGCAGACUGCGAGGACAGUCAGCAGAACAGUCACCAAUGUUGGGCCACCAAACUCAACAUACUCUGCAACAGUGGAUUCUCCAAGUGGCUUGAUAGUCAAGGUCUCACCUGAGAGACUGGUCUUCACCAAGAGAUGGAUGAAGGCCACUUACCAGGUCACCUUUGAUGCCAAGGCUGCAAGUAAGGGAUAUGGAUAUGGGUCCAUAACAUGGUCAGAUGGAGCACACUCAGUUCAUACUGUUUUUGCAGUGAAUGUUAUGUGAUCCAUCCAUUUCUUUGACAGUUUUUGGGCAACGUUUGUGCCUGUGCUGCUAUGCUGUGCUCCAUCUUUGCAUUUCUGUUUUUGUGAUUUCCAUUGGCAUUCUUGAUAUCAGUUUUACUUGUAUCUCAUGUACAAGGCCAUUUGUCUUAUGUGUUCAUAAUCAUGUAUCAUUGAUCUCUUCACA
Molecule: messenger RNA, 2667 nt
Organism: Musa acuminata AAA Group (dessert banana)
Lineage: Eukaryota; Viridiplantae; Streptophyta; Magnoliopsida; Zingiberales; Musaceae
Product: CO(2)-response secreted protease
Exons: 10
Coding region: 4-2484 (826 amino acids)
Biological process (GO): proteolysis
Molecular function (GO): serine-type endopeptidase activity
Source: RefSeq, a predicted model, not a curated record